This is a messenger RNA of Humulus lupulus (European hop), 1078 nucleotides long. Its product is annotated as transcription factor bHLH36-like. The transcript has 3 exons. Gene Ontology annotation, molecular function: protein dimerization activity; RNA polymerase II transcription regulatory region sequence-specific DNA binding; DNA-binding transcription factor activity, RNA polymerase II-specific. Gene Ontology annotation, cellular component: RNA polymerase II transcription regulator complex. NCBI's taxonomy places the organism in Eukaryota, Viridiplantae, Streptophyta, Magnoliopsida, Rosales, Cannabaceae. Gene Ontology annotation, biological process: regulation of transcription by RNA polymerase II. The coding region runs from base 61 to 825 and encodes 254 amino acids. The record is from RefSeq and is a predicted model, not a curated record.
CAUAAUUAUUGAUGAUCAUAGCAAGCAAGAAAGAUUUUUGGAGAGCAAAUCACACCCAACAUGGAUUAUAUUCCUCCUAAUUCAAAUAUGUUUCAAUCAUUGUUUGACCAAGCUACUACUACAGAUGAGCUUCUCCAACUGAUCUCAAGUACUUUUCCUAAACAUGAGAUUAACCAAGAAGAUCAUCAAGUUCCUCCACCAACACCUUCUCAGAAGGGCCCUGAGCCGAGCCUUGCCGGCCGGCGGUGUAGAUCAUCAACAUCAUCCGCCGCCGCUGAUGAAAACCCUAAUGACAAAAAGAAGAAGAUGCUACAUAGAGAUAUUGAGAAGCAAAGAAGACAAGAAAUGUCUAACCUAUACGCUUCUCUAAGAUCACUAAUCCCUCUUCAGUAUCUCAAGGGAAAGAGGUCGACAUCGGACCAAAUGCACGAAGCUACAAAAUACAUAAAAGACCUAGAAAUAAAGAUCGAGAAGAUGAGCGCAAAGAGGGAUAGCUUGAAAAAGCUGUCAGAUCCUUCUGACAUUAUUGCAUCUCAUGAUCAGAAUAAUAAUUUUGAAAAAUUGGAGUCAACUAAGAUAAGUUUGAGGCAUUGUGGUAAGACGAGAUCAGUUGAGGUUUUGGUGAACACGGCCUUCAGUAGUGAAGGACUUUCACUCGAGAGAAUUCUUCGAGCUCUGGCCGCAGAAGGGUUUGAUGUUAUCAGCUGUGUUUCGGCGAAAGUGAACCAAAGAUUUCUCCACACCAUUCAAUCUCAGGCUAUGAGUGAAGAGAGAAGCUUGGAUCUUUCGAAGCUGGAACAAAAGCUGAAUAACUUGAUUGUGUAGUCUGUUUGUAUAUAUAUAUAUAUAUGUGUGUGUGUGUGUGUGUCGAUCGGUUAUUGAAUUAUAUAGACUUUGAAAGGUUCUUCCACUGCAUCGGUUGUAGUAGUGUUUCUCUAAUUAGCUCUACAAAGUACUGGUAAAAAUGGCGGCUUAUUAGUUUUUGAAAAGUUCACUAGCUACUAUUACUUUUUUUACUAUUAGAAUUUUUUUUAGUAAUUUUGACUUUGUACAAUCCAAGAGAAAUAAAAUGCUUAGU